This is a messenger RNA of Drosophila mojavensis, 538 nucleotides long. RefSeq lists its product as uncharacterized. NCBI's taxonomy places the organism in Eukaryota, Metazoa, Arthropoda, Insecta, Diptera, Drosophilidae. The transcript has a single exon. The record is from RefSeq and is a predicted model, not a curated record. The coding region runs from base 132 to 458 and encodes 108 amino acids.
CUAGACCGAGGCACUCAGUCCACGACGAACGCCCAAGCCAUUCACACACAUAACCGAAACUCUACCGAGAGAGUUGCCUCAUAUAACUAGCGUCUUACAUAUACCCCGAGUUCCUUAAUAUCUAUAGAAAUAUGGCUGAGCAACUGUUUCCGGGUCUCGAGCGUCCGCUGCCGCAGCUGCCUUCCCUGCCCUACACGCUCUUCGCCUAUCGCGAGGAGCUGCGACGUCGUGAUGCGCCCUUCAUGAAGAUGUCCACGAUCAAACUGCAUCUCACGGACAAUCUAAUACUGCAGACUAUCAAGAACAUACGACAGCUGGAUACCAUUGAGAUCAUGAAUCUGAAUCGGGAGAUUGUCUUCAAGCGCAAGCUGACAAAGCAGAUGCAUAAGGUGCGCAAGCUGGAGAAGCUCGGACUCAGCGUCGAUCCGCGUCAGCUCAAGGACGUACAGUGGAACUAAACCAUAACGAACAGCAGCAGCAAACUGUGUACAACAAAACAUACUCCAAGCAUGUCAACUAAAAACAAAUUUAUUCUUAA